Leptosia nina is the source of this 864-nucleotide messenger RNA. Lineage: Eukaryota; Metazoa; Arthropoda; Insecta; Lepidoptera; Pieridae. The record is from the annotation of a GenBank genome assembly.
AUGUCGACUGAUGUCGACGAUUUUAGAAGCAUCCUACCAAGUAUACCUGUUGCACAAGGAAAUAGUGGUGGAAAAGGCUCAAACGAUCUGGUAUCGUCAUAUUUACAUUUCGUCCAGCAUGGGAAUAACUUCUUUUUUAAACCUAAUUUCGAUCUGGGUCCGAAAAUUGAAAAGGACUCAUCUCGUGACACAGAUGAGGUUGGGGAUAGGCGAUUCCCUAAUAACUUAAUUCCACCACCAGCAUCUAUAGCUAGCUUAGAAGCAAACAUGGAAGAGGAAGCGAUAAUACCCGAAGCACCCGUUUUAUCCCCUCUUAAAAUGCCUAAAUUACCCGUUGUAAAGCAGCCCCAACAACUACAAAUAAUUCCUCUCCCAACAGCAAAUAGAGCAGCAGCUAAUACAAACGAUCAGCAAGUGAUAUUAGGGCACACCGAAGCUCUAGAGUCAGUUAAAGGGUCGUUAAAGGUCCAAGAAAUUAUGCCUAUUUUAUUCGAGCUCUUCCGGUCUUACUUACCUUCAAACGAGCCUAAGGCAGCUCCUCAAACUCAAUUUAAUAACCAAGUGAGUGGGGGUCAGCAACAAGUGAAUGGGUACUCCAUACCACAAACACUAAAUACCAAUAUCCAGCAACGCAGUAGCGCAAUUAUUAAACCACAAGCUCGUAAAAGAGUUAGAUUGGAGAGAACUGGACUUCGAAAGAGCAGUCAACGUACGAGCAUUGAAGCAAAUAUUGCUGAACCAGAAGUUCAGUACGUAGUUCAAAGCCCUGUUCAACAAGAAAAUGUUAAUGUGGAACAAGGUGAAAUGUCAUUGUCAGAUACAAUGAUGAGAGAGCCAAACGGCGAUUAUGUUCCGUAUCUGUAA